AUGAGUGCUCUCGUUCAGGCUGCAUUGUUCGCUGCUGGCGCCGUAGUGGGUGGAGGCGUUACAGCCGCUGUAUUUACCAAAAGGCAGACUCAACGCCCAGUCAUUGCUCCAACGGUAGAUGGAACUAUCGUUUCUCCUGCUGUCGCUACUGUUUCUCCUCCUGUAAUCGGCUUGGGAGCAAAUGGAAACGCGCAAAUAAGCAGCUUGGCUAGUGCCACCUCAUUAUCUUCAUCUGCUGUACUCAAAUAUGGGAAUCCAGGUCCAAUUGCCGAUCCUAUAGUAAGGCAAGCCUAUGUUGCAGCUUACGAUCGCAGACUUAGGCAUCCCGCUUGGACCGCAGAGCACCUGACAUUGGCUUCUCUGGGUAAAUCGCCCUUGGUUGCGCCUCCGGAUGCUACUGGAGAUAGGUCAAAGAGUACAUUCAUGGAAGACGAUACUAUCCCAGUCCCAUUCCGAGCUCGGUUGACAGAUUACCUGAGAAGUGGGUAUGACCGUGGACAUAUGGUUCCUGCUGCUGAUGCCAAAUUUUCCCAGGAAGCUAUGAACGAGACCUUCUAUUUAUCGAAUAUGGCUCCUCAGGUCGGCGAAGGUUUCAACCGACAUUAUUGGGCAUACUUGGAAGAUUGGUGCCGUCGUCUUACAGGAUCCUUCUCUGAUGUCUACGUCUUCACGGUUCCACUCUAUCUUCCCCGCCGAGACUCCGACGGGAAGUGGCGUAUCACUCACGAAGUGAUCGGUUCUCCACCGAACGUUUCCGUCCCAACACAUUUUGCAAAAGUUGUGCUUACUUCGAAGCCCGCCUCACCGUCGACUCCGAAUAUCCUUGAGCUCGCUAUGGGCGCUUUUGUUCUACCUAAUGCACCUAUCCCCGACGACACGCCAUUGGAAAAGUUUGUUAUGCCAGUGGAAGCUGUGGAACGCGCAGCUGGACUAGCUCUCUUCUCGGACGCAGUCAAGUCUACGUCCAAACAUAUUUGUCAAUCUACAAAAUGCGAGGUCAUCGUCAGAAGAUUCGAUGACGCGCGCAAAAGACCAGAUAUGAGGAGAACAAUUUCUGCCCCUAACUAG
Molecule: messenger RNA, 1068 nt
Organism: Lentinula edodes (shiitake mushroom)
Lineage: Eukaryota; Fungi; Basidiomycota; Agaricomycetes; Agaricales; Omphalotaceae
Exons: 7
Coding region: 1-1068 (355 amino acids)
Biological process (GO): apoptotic DNA fragmentation
Cellular component (GO): nucleus; mitochondrial inner membrane
Molecular function (GO): nucleic acid binding; single-stranded DNA endonuclease activity; metal ion binding
Source: RefSeq, a predicted model, not a curated record